CUCGUGUCGACCUGUAGGGAGAGUGUACAAACCCGGAUAAUCACACAAGAAAGGACAGGCUUGAAUCACAUUACAGAUAUUGCUGCAGUCAACUGGGACGCUACUGACGUGAACAGAAACUAUCUGUGUUGAAGUGAAACUUUGGUGAUCUGCCAAAUGACAUGUCAACGCUGAAACAUGUGGAUUUAUGGAUCAAUUGUGUUUUUAUGCUAUCUGACUGUUCAAGGUGAAGAGGAAUGUGCGCCUGGAAAAUAUGGGGAUGGUUGUAGUCAAAAUUGUUCUAAAAACUGUAAACCUCUUCCAAAUGGCAUAGUGCUCUGUCACAAAGAAACCGGAGAAUGCUUCGAAGGAUGCAAAGCUGGUGUGUACGGUGACCAGUGUAAUGAACCGUGCAGCAAAAAUUGCCAAGGAGACAUCUGUAAUCAGCACAAUGGACAUUGUACACUGGGCUGUAGAGAAAAUCACAUCGGCGACUUCUGUGAGACUUCCCAAGAGAUUUACACCGUGCAUCAAGGUACUACCUAUAGCAGUCAUACCACCGUUACCACAGGUGUGUCACCGACAAGCAGUUCCCAGGUCAUCAUUCCAGUUGUUGUAGCAGUACUUGUCCUUAUCCUUAUCCUUGUGGGCGCAGUGGCUAUCAUCAUAUGGCGCAGAAAGAAGAAGAAGAAGAAGAAGAAGAAAAGUCAACGUGACCCCGGCGGUGAGGAGGGAUUUCCCCUAGCACCUGUCUCGGAAACACAGAUAGAGUGCGGGAGGCGAGAAGCGGGAUCCAACCAGGGCGAUAGUGCCUGGAGCGAGGGGAUAGCACUGAUACCUGGGUCUUCACAGGAGUCUGAUGUACACGCGACACCGACUCCCGCACGUGGAGACACCCGGGCAGACGCCGACCUCCGUGACGCCUGCAUGGAGGGCAACCUGGCGAAGAUGAAGAGGAUCCUGUACACAGGUCGGGCUGACGUCAACUGUAGAAUUGUGGGCGGGAUGACACCGGUGAUGUGGGCAGCAGUGAGGCGACACAGGGAUGGGGUGGAGCUCCUUGUGAGUCGAGGUGCUGAUGUGUCACUGGUGGACGAUGACGGUAACAACAUCCUUCACUGCGCCUGUGUGGGAGGAGACAGGAAGACGGUGGAGCUUGUCCUGUCUCUGGACGUGGUGGACAUCAACUGUAGAGGACUGGGGAGCAGGACACCGGUGAUGGUGGCAGCAGUGAGGCGACACAGGGAUAUGGUGGAGCUCCUUGUGAGUCGAGGUGCUGAUGUGUCACUGGUGGACGAUGACGGUAACAACAUCCUUCACUGCGCCUGUGUGGGAGGAGACAGGAAGACGGUGGAGCUUGUCCUGUCUCUGGACGUGGUGGACAUCAACUGUAGAGGACUGGGGAGCAGGACACCGGUGAUGGUGGCAGCAGUGAGGCGACACAGAGAUGUGGUGGAGUUCCUUGUGAGUCGAGGUGCUGAUGUGUCACUGGUGGACGAUGACGGUAACAACAUCCUUCACUGCGCCUGUCUGGGAGGAGACAGGAAGACAGUGGAGCUUGUCCUGUCUCUGGACGUGGUGGACAUCAACUGUAGAGGACUGGGGAGCAGGACACCGGUGAUGGUGGCAGCAGUGAGGCGACACAGGGAUGUGGUGGAGUUCCUUGUGAGUCGAGGUGCUGAUGUGUCACUGGUGGACGAUGACGGUAACAACAUCCUUCACUGCGCCUGUAUGGGAGGAGACAGGAAGACAGUGGAGUUUGUCCUGUCUCUGAACGGGGUGGACAUCAACGUCAGGAACAACUACGGGAAGACGGCGGCUGCCGUGGCAGGAGGAGGGGGACAUCAUCAACUGUCGGAUCUCCUGGUGUCACGUGGUACACAUGAAGUGAAUGUAGUGUUGAUGUAGACAGUGAUGGAGGACAUAUAGUUACUGACACUGACGUGGUGUGUGCCGUUCACUUUGUUGCGUUGUGUAUAAUUCAGUAUGAAGGUGAGAAUAUUUGUUGUGUUUGAGGAGAAAUAAAACUUGUUGAGAACAUUU
Messenger RNA from Haliotis rubra (blacklip abalone), 2022 nucleotides. RefSeq names its product ankyrin repeat domain-containing protein 50-like. Gene Ontology annotation, molecular function: protein binding; RNA binding; RNA nuclease activity. The record is from RefSeq and is a predicted model, not a curated record. Gene Ontology annotation, biological process: RNA processing. The transcript is spliced from 11 exons. The coding region runs from base 178 to 1887 and encodes 569 amino acids. NCBI's taxonomy places the organism in Eukaryota, Metazoa, Mollusca, Gastropoda, Lepetellida, Haliotidae.